UUGAUUGUCCAAGAUCUAAAGUCAGGGGUUCAACACAGAGAGGGCAGCAAUGGAAGGUGCGGUUAAGUUGCAGAGGCAGCUAGUUGAUUAUACCGCCUCCCUAUUUCAAGAGGGCUAUCUAGAUGAACAAUUUAUCCAGCUCCAGCAACUUCAGGAUGAAAGCAACCCACAGUUUGUAGUAGAAGUGGUAUCUCUCUUCUUUGAAGAAGCUGAGAGGCUGCUUGAUGAACUGGCAAAGGGACUAAGCCAGGAAAACACUGAUUUUAAAAGACUGGAUGCCCAAGUUCACCAGUUGAAAGGCAGUAGCUCCAGCAUUGGAGCACAGCGAGUUGGGAGAAUUUGCAUUACUUUCAGAAACUACUGCGAGAUGCAGAACGUAGAAGGGUGUCUGAACUGCUUGCAACAAGCAAAACAAGAGUAUUCCUCGGUGAAGGGCAGGCUUGAGACUCUGUUCAAGAUGCAGCAGCGACUUUCAGCCACCGGCGGAUCGGUUUCUACACCUUGAAACUGACGAAUGGUCACUGUGAGUACCCAGGACAAGUCCCGCCCCUUCUGUUUUUCAUUUUCUCCUUUGGUUCCCCUUGA
This is a messenger RNA of Neltuma alba, 585 nucleotides long. Its product is annotated as histidine-containing phosphotransfer protein 1-like. Lineage: Eukaryota; Viridiplantae; Streptophyta; Magnoliopsida; Fabales; Fabaceae. Gene Ontology annotation, cellular component: cytoplasm; nucleus. Gene Ontology annotation, molecular function: histidine phosphotransfer kinase activity; protein histidine kinase binding. Bases 50 to 505 code for a protein of 151 amino acids. The record is from RefSeq and is a predicted model, not a curated record. The transcript is spliced from 6 exons. Gene Ontology annotation, biological process: phosphorylation; cytokinin-activated signaling pathway; phosphorelay signal transduction system.